Mytilus californianus (California mussel) is the source of this 6507-nucleotide messenger RNA. Its product is annotated as mucin-5AC-like. Gene Ontology annotation, molecular function: metalloendopeptidase activity. Lineage: Eukaryota; Metazoa; Mollusca; Bivalvia; Mytilida; Mytilidae. Bases 37 to 6312 code for a protein of 2091 amino acids. Gene Ontology annotation, biological process: proteolysis. The record is from RefSeq and is a predicted model, not a curated record. The transcript has 36 exons.
UCCAUUUUGUCUUUAUUUUUGUUGUGUUAGUCUUUCAUGAUGGACUUAGUAGCUAUGGAAAAAUGCCGUUAUAUAUUUUUCGCAUGGAUUUUAAUUAUUCCUGUUAAUUGUUUUCUUAGAAUGGAUCAAGGACCAAAUCAACAAACACAAUUAGAAUAUAUAAACAUACACAUAACAGAAGGAGGAAGAACUAAACGAUCUACAGACGACACAUUCCAUCCAGAAACAUACGACCUUGAUGUGACAUUGUCAAAGUCGCAUCUUAACUUACAUUUGACUCGGAAUGACAACAUUAGAACUUCAGUACCAACACUUAGCCUCAAAGGCAACUCGAGGACAUAUGUGUACUUAGAAGACAAAAUUGAAUCCAUUUUCUACCAAGACGUAGUGCAUGGUGCAGUGUUUGUUUACCAAUAUGAUAAAUUCAAAGAGACGCAUAUGUUUGGAACAUUUAAUAUGGGUAGCGAGGAAUAUAUCGUCCAAACUACCAAAAAUAAAACAUACACCACGCUUAAGUCUGGGUUUAAUCAGUUCGAAAUUAGGAAGGAAAAAUUCCCUGAAAUUAAUUUCAACGACUUUCUAGGAAAAGCAGAUACGACAAAACAAGCUACUAAGAGUAAUCACACAUUUAUAAAGAGAAACCACAGACACAAAAGGGCUACUGGAUUACACCAGUUAGAGUUACUGAUAGUUGUAGAUUAUGCUGUAUAUAAGUAUUGGUAUGACCAAAGUACACAGACAUCUACAUCACAAAAAGAAACAGAAGCUCUGACAUCAGUGAGACAGUAUUAUGCCUUUGUCAUUACUGGUAUGGAUGGAAUGUUCAAAAAUAUACAAACAUCAUCAUACACCAUUGGUAUUGUGUAUGCUGGUAUAGUUAUUGCACAGACUCCAUCAGAUGCUGCAUGGACAGAAACAAUAAAAGUCACAUCAUUUACACCGAACCGAGUAGAUGCAUCAACUGCUCUUCAUAACUUUCAGACAUGGAAUAAUAACCCGCCAUUUAGUCUACCAGGCCAUGAUCACGCAAUGUUGUUUACGAGGUACGAUUUGAGAUUGAGUGGAUCAAUAGGAAUUGCAGGACUUGCAUAUUUAAGCCAAGUUUGUACUAGCAUUAGUCAAUCAAUUGUAGAAGAUAGAUUCAGCUUCCUUAUCAUAUCAGUUGCAGCACACGAAUUGGGACAUUGUUUAAGUUCACAACAUGACGGCGACGGAAAUGGCUGUAGUGGUAGUGAUUCCUAUAUCAUGGCGUCUGUGAUCGGUCCACAGACCAAACCAGCUACCGCUACACACCCAUGGAUAUUUUCAUCAUGUUCUACAUCAUACUUUACUAAUUACAUUAAUUCAUUGGAUUCAGUGGGGAAUAAUUGUAUGAAGACAUUAAGUGUAGGAUUUGACCCUACAGGACUAACACCUUAUGACCAGCAACUAGCAGGACAAGUAUUUUCAGCAGAUGAACAAUGUGCACAGAUACGUGGAAGUGGAUCAUCUUUCUGUAAUGGACUCUAUUAUGGUGAUUUUUCUACUAUUUGUACGGUAUUAUGGUGUACUGACCCGGCUGGUAGUGCAAAUUGUAAUAGUAAUAUAGGAGGUGAUGGCACGCACUGUGGUAACAAAAAGUGGUGUAUAUCUGGUGUAUGUACCUCAGAUUCAAAUGCUCCUCCUGCGGAAGACGAGACCUGUCUUUAUGGAGAUCGCAAAGGUAUAAUAUUUGGCAACGGUUGGACUUGCGAAGAUAUGGUAAGGGAAGCACCAGGUUAUUGUGCAAGUGUAAAGACUGCGUGCUGUGCUUCUUGUGCACUUCCAACGUCAACAGUUCAGCCUACAACAGAUGCUGAUCAGCAGUGUGUACAAAAACGUGGUACAGAGUCAUAUUUGUGCAGGGACCCCUAUGGUGGUGAUUUUUCUACUAUUUGUACGCGGUUAUGGUGUUCUGACACGGCUGGUAGUGUGAACUGCUAUGGACAUAAUGGAGGUAAUGAUGGAACUCUCUGUGGUAACAAAAAGUGGUGUAUAUCUGGUGUAUGUACGUCAGAUUCAAAUGCUCCUGCGGGAGAUGAAACCUGUCUUUAUGGAGAUAAAAGAGGUGUUAUUUUUGGUAAUGGUUGGACUUGUGAAGAUAUGGUUAGGAAUGCACCAAGUUAUUGUUCAAGUACAACUGCAUGCUGUGCCUCUUGUGCACCUACAACGACAACAUCCACAACUACUGUGACUACGACAAUAACUGAUUCUAAUACGACAACAACUACUCCUUCUGUGACAACAACUACUCCUACGACAACAACAUUAGCAACAACUACAACAGUUCAGCCUACAAUAGAUGCUGAUCAGCAGUGUGUGCAAAAACGUGGUACAGGGUCACAUUUAUGCAGGGACCCCUAUGGUGGUGAUUUUUCUACUAUAUGUACGCGGUUAUGGUGUUCUGACACGGCUGGUAGUGUGAACUGCUAUGGACAUAAUGGAGGUGAUGAUGGAACUCUCUGUGGUAACAAAAAGUGGUGUAUAUCUGGUGUAUGUACGUCAGAUUCAAAUGCUCCUGCGGGAGAUGAGACCUGUCUUUAUGGAGAUAAAAGAGGUGUUAUUUUUGGUAAUGGUUGGACUUGCGAAGAUAUGGUUAGGAAUGCACCAAGUUAUUGUUCAAGUACAACUGCAUGCUGUGCCUCUUGUGCACCUACAACGACAACAUCCACAACUACUGUGACUACGACAAUAACUGAUUAUAAUACGACAACAACUACUCCUUCUGUGACAACAACUACUCCUACGACAACAACAUUAGCAACAACAACAACAGUUCAGCCUACACCAGAUGCUGAUCAGCAGUGUGUACAAAAACGUGGUACAGGGUCACAUUUAUGCAGGGACCCUUAUGGUGGUGAUUUUUCUACUAUUUGUACGCGGUUAUGGUGUUCUGACACGGCUGGUAGUUUGAACUGCUAUGGACAUAAUGGAGGUGAUGAUGGAACUCUCUGUGGUAACAAAAAGUGGUGUAUAUCUGGUGUAUGUACGUCAGAUUCAAAUGCUCCUGCGGGAGAUGAGACCUGUCUUUAUGGAGAUAAAAGAGGUGUUAUUUUUGGCAAUGGUUGGACUUGUGAAGAUAUGGUUAGGAAUGCACCAAGUUAUUGUUCAAGUACAACUGCAUGCUGUGCUUCGUGUGCGCCUCCAACGACAACAUCCACAACCACUUCUGCAACGACAACAACUACUCCUGUAACGACAACAAGUUCUCCUACUACAACAACAACUACUCCUACUACGACAACAACAGCUGCUGCUACGACAGCCACAUUAGAAACAACUACAACAUUUCAGCCUACAACAGAUGCUGAUCAGCUGUGUGUACAAAAACGUGGUACAGGGUCACAUAUGUGUAGGUACUUCUACAACGGAGAUUAUUCCUCCCUAUGUACAAAACUUUACUGUGCCGUACCAAAUACGAACACCUGUUAUGAAAAUAAGAUUCCUGACUACAUACUCUGUGGAAAUCAAAAGUGGUGUAUAUCUGGUGUAUGUACGUCAGAUUCAAAUGCUCCUGCGGGAGAUGAGACCUGUCUUUAUGGAGAUCGCAAAGGUGCACUAUUUAACAAUGGUUGGACUUGUGCAGAUAUGGCGAGGGAAGCACCACAAAUGUGUGCAGAUCAUGGGACUGCAUGCUGUGCCUCAUGUGGACCUACAACAACAACAUCAACAACUACUCCUGCAACGACAACAACUACUCUUACUACAACAACAACUACUCCUGCAACGACAACAAUUAUCCCUACAACGACAACAACAACUGCUGCAACGACAACAACUAUUCCUGCAACGACAACAACUACUCCUGCAACGACGACAACUAUUCCUGCAACGACAACAACAACUGCUGCAACGACAGCAACUACUCUUACUACAACAACAACUACUCCUGCAACGACAACAACUUUUCCUACUACAACAACAUUAUUAACAACUAUGACAACAACUAGUCCUACUUCGACAACAACAUUAGCAACAACUACUGAUACUACAACAGCAUUAGCAACAGCUACUCAUACUACAACAACUACUCCAAAUUCGACAACAACAUUAGCAACAACUACUCCUACUACAACAACAUUAGCAACAACUACUCAUACUACAACAACUACUCCAAAUUCGACAACAACAUUAGCAACAACUACUCCCACUUCGACAACACCAUUAGCAACAACCACUCCUACAACAACAACAACUACUCCUACUUAUACAACAACAUUAGCAACAACUACUCAUACUACAACAACGACUCCUACUACGACAACUGUUCAACCUUCAACAACUGAAGAAACGACUACACCCGUUCAACUAACAACCUCUGAAGAAACGACUUCAACCGUUCAACCUACAACAACUGAAGAAACGACUACAACCGAACAACCAACAACCUCUGAAGAAACGACUACAACCGUUCAACCCACAACCUCUGAAGCAACGACUACAACCGUUCAACCUACAACAACUGAAGAAACGACAGCAACCGUUCAACCAACAACCUCUGAAGAAACGACUACAACCGUUUAUCCUACAACAACCGAAGAAACGACUACAACCGUUCAACCUUCAACAACUGAAGAAACGACUACAACCGUUCAACCAACAACCUCUGAAGAAACGACUACAACCGUUUAUCCUACAACAACCAAAGAAACGACUACAACCGUUCAACCUUCAACAACUGAAGAAACAACUACAAUCGUUCAACCAACAACAACUGAAGAAACAACUACAAUCGUUCAACCUUCAACAACUAAAGAAACGACUUCAACCAUUCCACCUUUAACAACUGAAGAACCAGCUACAGUAAGUCCUACUACAAUUGAAGAAACUAGCGCUACGGUUCAUCUAACAAAAACUGAUGAAACGACUACUAUAGUUCAACCUUUCACAACUGAAAAAAAUACCACUACAGUUCAGCCAACGACAACUACAGUUCAACCUACUACAACUGAACAAACGACAACUACUGUUCAACCUUCAACAAAUGAACAAACGACAACUAUAGUUAAUCCUAUAUCAACAGAACAAACGACAACUUCAGUUCAGCGUACAACAACCGAACAAACAAUCACAACAGUACUGCCAACUACAGAUGAACAAACGACAACAGUUAAGCCAACAACAACUGAACAAAAGACAAAAGUUUGGCCAACAACCACUGAACAAACGACAACAUUUCAACAAACAACCACUGAAAAAACGACAACAGUUCAGCCUACAACCACUGAACAAACGACAACAGGUCGGCUAUCAACCACUGAAAAAACGACAACAAUUCAGCAUAUAACCACUGAACAAACGACAGCAGGUCAGCUAUCAACUACUGAAAACACGACAACAGUUCAGCCUACAACAACUGAACAUUCGACAACUACGGUUCGGCCUACAACCACGACAACAAAACCCACAACAACAACUAAGCCUACAACGACAACUAAGACCACAACGCCACCAUCUCAAUCUUCUGUCACCAUCGAGUACAGAUACACAUGUAGACUGCGGAUUAUGAUCACCGUUACCAUCAGUCUUACCGAUACAACCACUGAAGAAUAUCGACGUCUUUUCAACCAGGUUUUGAUAGCGCUAACGAACUAUUAUAGACGAUCUAGAUCAUGUAGACGGUCCUUUAGGAGAAUAGUUCUUAUUUCAAUAAGAGCUGGGAGUUUGAUACCAGAAUACGAGGUCUAUCUAGAUGAACCUUCUCCUGGUGAUGUCAUUUCGGCUGGAUAUGACUUAACCACUGGAAGUGGAAACUUAACAAUAGGAAAUGACACGGUUGAAGCAGAGACAUCGUCUGUUACUGCUAAUAACCAAACAGCCACUGUAACUUCGACCGAUAACUUGUGUGAUGCAUUCAACCAAAUCAGUAGCUGUCCUGAUAACUAUGGUUGUAGAAUAAAUGCUAGUACCAAUGUCCCAUUCUGUGCACUUCAAAUGACAGAAAUAGACAAUUACAGUUUGAUACUAGAAUUAGCAGUUGGCAUACCAAUGGUUUUCUUACUUUUCGUGUUAUCUAUACUUCUAUGUAUUUGUUUUAAAAGUCACAGACAACGACAAACAAAAACAAAAUAUAUAGAAGAGGAUCUAGACAGACCUGUUCCUAUAGAAGAAAGCUUUUUUGCUGUUAAUAUGGCCAAACGGUACAACGGGUCUGGAAGCAAAUCUUUUCUACCCUUUGGAGGAUACUGGGAUAACGGAUCUUUUGAGUCCCACGAAGAUAUCGAUAGAACGUCAUAUCUUGGCAAAAAGUCAAAUUUUUCUGGUCAAAGUAAAAGUUCUAAAAAUGGUUACUAAACAAAGGAACAAAAAAAUGCAUACACUACAAACUGACAGAAUACAAUGGUGGAUUAUCACACGUAUGAAGAUUUGCUGAAUAAUGGCAUUUAUUGACAGCAAUUAAAUCAUGUUGAAUUAUGGCAUUUAUUGACAGCAAUUAAAAUUAUAUUAUAUUAUGUUAUAUAAAUAUUAUAAAAAAUGAAUCAAUGACAA